AUGGCGUCUCUACCAUUGAAGAAGAACUACAAGUGCGUCCCCUCCCUGCAACCCUUCUACUCCGGCGGCGCCUUCGCCGUCUCUUCCGACGGUUCAUUCAUCGCCUGCGCUUUCGGCGAGUCCAUCAACAUCGUCGAUGCCUCCAACUCCUCAAUACGCUCCACUUUGGAAGGCGACUCCGAGGCCGUCACUGCUUUGACCCUCAGCCCCGACGACAAGUUCCUCUUCUCUUCCGGCCACAGUCGCCUCAUCAGGGUUUGGGACCUCUCCACUUCCAAACGCGUCCGCUCUUGGAAGGGUCAUGAUGGGCCUGUGAUGGGAAUGGCUUGUCACCCUUCCGGGGGAUAUCUCGCCACCGCCGGAGCUGAUAAGAAGGUUAUUGUUUGGGAUGUUGCCGGAAGCUUUGCCACUCAUCACUUUAAAGGUCACAAAGGAGUUGUUUCUAGUCUUCUCUUCCAUCCUGAUCCUACUAAACAAAUUCUUUUCUCCGCAAGUCAUGAUACAACUGUGAACGUCUGGGAUCUAGAUACUAAGAAGUGUGUCGCAACACUUACUGGGCAUAACUCAACAGUCACUUCUAUGGCAUUGUCCGAAGAUGGGUGCACGUUGCUCACCGCCGGAAGAGAUAAGGUAGUAAUGUUGUGGAACCUUGAUGACUACAACUGCUUGAAGACUGUAACAACAUAUGAAGUCCUUGAAGCUGUAUGCGUAAUUCCUUCCGGAAGUCUUUUAUCAUCCUGUUUUGGUUCAUCCAAGCAGCGGAAUGAGAAGAAAAACAAGUCACCUGCAAUAUGUUUUACAACAGUUGGUGACCGUGGAAUUGUACGAAUUUGGAGUUCUGAAGGUGCAGUUUGCCUAUUUGAGCAGAAGUCCUCAGAUGUUACUAUCUCAUCAGAUGACGAUGAAUCAAAAAGGGGCUUUACUGCAGCUUGCAUGCUCCCAUCAGAUCAAGGGUUGCUCUGUGUGACAGCUGAUCAGGAGUUCCUUUUAUAUUCUCCUGUUGAAAGCCCCGAAGGGAUCUUUGGAUUUUCUCUAAGCAAAAGACUUGUAGGAAACAAUGGAGAGAUUUUGGAUAUGAAGUUUUUAGGUGAUGACGAACAAUUUAUAGCUGUCGCCACAAAUACUGAACAGGUACGAGUGUUUGACGUUGCAUCCAUGUCAUGUUCUCAUGUAUUGGCUGGUCAUACUGAAAUUGUUAUGUGCCUUGACACCUGCGUAUCAAGUUCUGGAAGAACACUUGUAGUGACAGGAAGCAAGGAUAAUAGUGUUAGGUUGUGGGAUUCAGAAAGAAGAUGUUGCCUUGGUAUUGGCGUAGGUCACAUGGGAUCUGUUGGAGCUAUUGCUUUCUCGAAGAAGCAGAGGGACUUCUUUGUCAGUGGUAGUAGUGAUCGUACCCUCAAGAUAUGGAGUUUGGAUGGUAUCUCAGACGAUAUGGAAAAGCCAAUAAAUUUGAAAGCAAAAGCUGUUGUAGCAGCACAUGAUAAGGAUAUCAAUUCAGUGGCUGUUGCACCAAAUGAUAGUUUAGUUUGUAGUGGUUCACAGGACCGCACUGCUUGUGUAUGGAGGCUCCCAGAUCUUGUACCAGUAGUUGUACUUAAGGGUCAUAAAAGAGGUGUUUGGUCUGUAGAGUUUUCUCCAGUUGAUCAAUGCAUUCUAACUGCAUCUGGUGAUAAAACAAUAAAGAUAUGGGCUAUAUCGGAUGGCUCAUGCUUAAAAUCAUUUGAAGGACACAUGUCAAGUGUCUAUCGAGCAUCGUUUCUUACUCGUGGGACCCAAUUUAUUUCUUCUGAUGCUGAUGGUUUGGUGAAGCUGUGGAUGGUCAAAACAAAUGAAUGCAUCGCUACAUAUGAUCAGCAUGAGGACAAGGUCUGGGCAUUGACUGUUGGAAAGAAGACUGAAAUUGUUGCAACUGGCAGCGGUGAUGCUGCCAUCAACCUGUGGUAUGAUUGUACUGCCUCUGAUAAAGAGGAAGCUUUCCGCAGAGAGGAGGAAGGUGUCCUGAAAAGUCAAGAACUAGAAAAUGCUGUCAGAGAUGCUGACUACACUAAAGCAAUUCAAAUCGCAUUUAAGCUUCGCAGGCCUCAUAAACUUUACGAGUGUUUUCAUGAACUUUUCAGGAAGAGAGAGGGUGAAAAGCAGAUGGAAAAAGCCCUUCAUGACUUUGGCAACGAAGAGUUGGCAGUGCUUCUUGAAUAUGUUAGGGAAUGGAACACAAAGCCAAAGUUCUGCCAUGUCGCGCAGUUUGUUUUAUUUAAAAUUCUCAACACUUUUAAUCCAGAAGAGAUUAUUAAGGUAAAAGGAAUUCAGAAUAUUCUUGAAGCUCUCACCCCAUAUUCUCAGAGGCACUAUACCAGGGUAGACAGGCAUGUGAGAAACACACUGUUGUUGGACUUCAUUCUGCACUCGAUGGCAGUUGUUGAACCAGAUACAGGUGCUAGAGAAUUAAACGAAGAGUCUUUGAUUCCCUCUGAUCUCAAUCAUAAAAAUGAAACAUGUAGUAUGGAGGAGGAUCAGGAACAGAGGCAGACAGCUGAAGAGUUGAAAGACAAAUCAGCCUCGAGGAAACGAAAGUCGAAGAAAUCAAAAGAUGGUUCAAAGAAAAAAGCUAAAGCGUCCAGCUUAGUAUAGUGUUGUGAUUAUUCGAUUAUUGUUGUAACGCGGAUUGGACACUAGUUAUGUAUUUGUUUACUUAUCCAGUAAAUUACUCUGAUUCGAUCACAAGUUUUACUCAUGCCAUGAGAGAGGUAGAUUGUGCUGGUUGGGAUAUCGAGUUGUUUACGCAGUCCACCAUCCCAUUUGGGUCAUCAAAUGUAGAAACUUUCAUGAAAUAUUGUCAAGUAACAUUCAACUUCAACUCUUAUUAAAUCUGAUUCUUUGAACGUUGUUAAA
Messenger RNA from Fragaria vesca subsp. vesca, 2889 nucleotides. Its product is annotated as transducin beta-like protein 3-like. Gene Ontology annotation, molecular function: protein binding; U3 snoRNA binding. Gene Ontology annotation, cellular component: nucleolus; small-subunit processome; 90S preribosome. The transcript has 14 exons. NCBI's taxonomy places the organism in Eukaryota, Viridiplantae, Streptophyta, Magnoliopsida, Rosales, Rosaceae. The record is from RefSeq and is a predicted model, not a curated record. Bases 1 to 2628 code for a protein of 875 amino acids. Gene Ontology annotation, biological process: endonucleolytic cleavage to generate mature 5'-end of SSU-rRNA from (SSU-rRNA, 5.8S rRNA, LSU-rRNA); endonucleolytic cleavage in 5'-ETS of tricistronic rRNA transcript (SSU-rRNA, 5.8S rRNA, LSU-rRNA).